GUUUCUUCUGUAGCAUAUGUUCAAGUUUAUGUUGUGAACGCAUUUUUCCUGAAAGGCUUUUAAGACGGGUGAAGAAUGCCGACCGCGCAGUCUGUUAUGCUUGCUAUACACUGUAAAAAGGCCGAUACAGUUGAUCUGAAAACUCCCCUAUUAACUUACAUUCGCGCAACAUACUCUGAUCGGGAGGCAGACGAUGCUGCAGAUGACCUUGAGCGCAUUCAGGCCUUGCGCGCGGAGGUUGCGCUGGCUCAGAGUGGAAGUCAGCCCAGCGCACGUGACACGCUGAUGAAGUACUACCGCUGCCUGUGUGCCAUCGAGACGCGCUUCCCCAUCAGCAAGGAGAAGGGACAUGCGCAAGUCGUCUUCUCCUGGUUCGACGCCUUCCGCCCCACCCGCCGCGCCUCCCAGCCCAACAUCCACUUCGAGAAGGCGGCGGUGCUGUUCAACUCGGGCGCACUGGCCUCGCAGGCGGCGCUGGGCAGCGACCGGACGAGUGCGGAGGGGCUCACGGCGGCAUGCAAGCUGUUCCAGGAGGCCAGUGGCACCUUCCAGCUGCUCCGCGAGGCCGAGUCCGCCAAGACCGACACCCCCCGCCCGCUGGACACCGGCGCGGAGUGCGCGGGGCUGCUGGAGAAGCUGAUGCUCACGCAGGCGCAGGAGUGCGUUUACCACAAGGCGGUGAUCGACAAGAAGAGCCCCAACGUGCUGGCAAGGCUGGCCAAGCAGGCCGCCCUGAUGUACGAGGAGGUGGAGCGGCUGUUCGCCGCUCCCGCGCUGGCCGGCUACUUCGACAAGAGCUGGGUGCAGCACGUCAGCCUCAAGGCCAGCAUCUACCAGGUAGAGGAGCUGAUCCAGGCCAGUCGGCAGCAGCGCGCGGACGACAAGGUGAACAACGAGAUAGCGGUGCUCAAGGAGGCUUUCGCACGGCUGCAGAGCACCCGGCGUAUCGCCAAGGCCAUCAGUACCGAGAUGGCGGACAGCGUCAACCGCACGCAGGAGCUGGUCCAGCAGCUGUUGGCUCGCGCGGAGAAGGACAACAACUCCAUCUACCUCAUGAAGGUCCCCUCCUUCCCCGAGCUGCCCCCCACCCCUGGCGCCCUGCUGGUCAAGGCCGCCCCCCCGCCCGCACCCGCGCUGGAUGCGGCGGCGGAGCACCUCUUCACCGGGCUGGUGCCGGAGGCGAGCGCCCGCGCGCUGUCCAAGUACAGCGAGCAGGUUGACAGCCUGCUGCGGGGGCAGCUGGAGCGGCUGGCGGGGGCGACUGACACGGCGCGGCUGAGGCUGCGGGAGUGGGAGCUGCCGGACACGCUGCAGGCCAUGGACGCCCGUACCUCCGCUGCGCUGCCCGAGGCGCUUCAGCGGGAGCUGGCGGAGAUCGAGGGCAUCGGGG
Molecule: messenger RNA, 1390 nt
Organism: Astrephomene gubernaculifera
Lineage: Eukaryota; Viridiplantae; Chlorophyta; Chlorophyceae; Chlamydomonadales; Astrephomenaceae
Source: the annotation of a GenBank genome assembly